CGAUGACGUACACCCGUCAGCCCCGCCCAUUGUAAACGUAUAGAGAAAAUGACAGAGAUGUGAUUGUUCAAUGGUUCAGUAUUCUUCACAUUAAUAUGAAAAACCCGUUCAGGCACUGUACCUGGAGGAGUUAACAGAUCACCUGGUGCUUGAAAUAUACCUGUAGCAGCGGGAUGACAGCACGAAUAGCAACGACACUCGCGUAUCGUUUUGUUUGAUCCCCUUUUUCUUGGAUAUACUUCAAACCCCUGUGUUGUGUACGGUUGUGCAUGAACAAGAAGGCAUUGCUGGGAAAUGUGUGUCCUGGAAGGGUAUCGUGCGAGUUAGCGAUCCAAACCCUCUCUAGUUUGUGCUAUUGGAAACAGGUACAUCAGUUUGUAGGGACUGUGUAAGGGUUAAAUGGGCGACAAUAGAUGGUAGAGACACACGAUACAAUGGCACCGAUGGGAAUCCGCCUGUCGCCUCUCGGUGUGGCCAUCUUCUGCCUCCUGGGAGUCGGAGUGAUCUACCAUCUGUAUGCUGGAGUCAUCUCCAACCGGGUGGCUGCUUUCAGGCAGGGAAGCAACGUGGAUCUGAGGGAUCUGCUUGCAUUGUCUGUGGAAGCGGCGGUGCAGGGAGGCAAAGAGGUGAAGAAGGUCAGAGAGGAGAACACCCUGGACGAGAGGACAAAGGGCAAGACCAAAGAGGGAGCCAGUGAAUUAAUGACGCUGGGUGACCUCAGGUCCCACAAGAAGAUGUUCUACCUGAUGAAGAACACCUACCCAGCGCUCAAGGUGAACAGCGAGGAGCACGACAGUUCCGUGGGUGAGGACGAGGUCUGGAACAGGGACAUCCCGUCUGACAUCCUGGAGAAGGUCCCCGAGGGGCAUGAGGUUCCUGCUCACACGGUCACCGUGUGGAUCGACCCCCUGGACGCCACACAGGAGUACACCGAGAACCUGUCCCAGUACGUCACCACCAUGGUGUGUGUGGCGGUGGACGGUAAACCGGUCAUUGGAGUCAUACAUAAGCCCUUCACCGGAGACACCGCCUGGGCGUUUGUGGGCCAUGGCACCAACGUACGUGCGCGGACCUCCUACAUCAGCAGCUCACCCAAGGUGAUCGUGUCGCGCUCGCACGCAGGGAAGGUGAAGAGCUUCAUUCAGGACGCCUUCGGGAACACCACCACCAUUACACCAGCAGGCGGAGCCGGCUACAAGGUCCUGUCCCUUGUGGAGCCCCUCCCUCAUGACACGGCCGCCACUUCAGACCAGGCUGAUGUCUACAUCCAUGUGACCUUCAUCAAGAAGUGGGACAUCUGCGCUGGCGCCGCCCUGGUAGAAGCUCUGGGGGGCAAGAUGACUACGCUCAAGGGGGAAGUCAUCGACUACAGCGGCAGCGAGGGAAACAGCGGUGGCCUGGUGGCCACCGUUGGCCUGGACCACAAGGCUCUCCUGGAGAAGCUGCCAAACUGGGUCCCCGAGAAGCACUGAUGUACCCGGAAGCCGUGAGCCGAGACAUUUAAACGCAUCUCAUCGUUGUACAAAGACACACAAAAGAAACCGGACCUGUUAAGUAGCGUAGUGGCUACGGUAGCAAUAUGGAGCACAACCAUGCCAGAAACCAUCAGAGACACAGGGACGUCCUCGUAAACCAGCUCGCUAAAUCAGAUUUCACCUGACAUCGGGAUUACGGGGAAACGUGAAACACAUUGUUGCCGUUACUCGUCUUUGCGGGUUUGGUUUGAUCCCUGGCCGGGCCUGAAAGGUUGUGUAGCUGGUGUUAUCCCCCUGUCUAGAUAACACUUUCAAUACACACCCUUCCCUAUAAACCCAUCUCUAUGUCAUAUCCUCGUAUUUCCGGUCAUUCGCGUUUUCUUGGCAGACAUGAUACUGAGGAAUACCUUGCUUGAAGCUAUUUGAAACCAGAAAAAUGCAUCAAAGCAAGAAUAAACAAUGGCAUUGUUCCGUUCUACAUUGAGUUUAGAUCAUGAUCAUGCAUGAUUCUUUUACAUGUGAUUAUAAAAAGUGUUCAUGUCAAUGUAUGGUCCUAGCAACGGGCAAUUUCACUGGUUUUAUCUACCAACUGUCCUACUGCUCCUGGUAAAAUGGAACUUAUUCACCUAGCGGCCAGCUUGUCAUCUUGGUCCCUUCCCUAUCAAUAUGGUCACUAGGUGAAUAAGGCCAAAUGGUCACUGCCUGUUAAAUUUAUGAUUCUACAUGCAAGUACUUAAGUGCUUAACUUCAAAAUGUAUUGAAUGACGCAAGAAUUGUUAGUUGUUAAAGGGUGUUCGCCUCUGCUUUUUUAUAAUGUAAGCGAAUAACUGCUUUAUGUUAGAAAAAAGCUGGUGAUGGUUUCUGUUUAAUAAUCCAUCUCAUGAGUCGUAAUGGCCCACUGCAAUCAACCUAGUUCUGAAGACUUAAGCCAUCUUGCUACUGAUUAACAUCAUAUGCCCUGUUUUCUGUACAUUAUUUGUGUUGCAAAAUGGGUCUGGAGAUGGAAGUCCAUAAGCUAGCAAGGAGGACUGCUAGCUGAUAUGGUUGAUAUCCGGUGGUCCGAUUCAGUAUAGAUAACACAGUAGUUAUCUAUACUAUAUAAUAAAAAGUUGUUUCUGUCUGGAUUUGCUAAUUUAGUACAAACAAAUAAGCACAAAUUAGAUGUACAGUUGUUUCUGUGAAAAAAACUAAGUAUCGAAAGGCGAUAACUCAAAAACAUGGUACGACUUUUACUUUGUAAAACUAGUUUUUGUAGAAUUUUCCUCUGCUGUUAAUGUUCUGUGUUUUUGACCCAAGUUUUUCUUACGAGUGCCUUUUGUACAAGCAUGGAGAGACCUAGGCCUGAAGUCCAGAGUGCUUGUGGAGUACGGGUCAGAAGGUCUGGCUACAGCUCUUCACCCGCUCUGUGAUUUUAUAUUGGGACGCGUGAGGGAUGUUGUGUUAACCCUUGUCUCUUGCGCUGUACUCGGUCACAUCCUCGUUGGUCUCACCUGGGGGUCAUUGGCUUUAACGGUGACCCAGUGUGGUUGAUGAGCCAUGCCCCAGCUCGUCUAAAAUGACCCCCCCCCCCCCCCCCCCCCCUCCUGAUCCACGGACAUCACCAUUUUCAUGCUGUGUGCUAUCCUGGGUCGCUAGUGUAUGGAGGAACCAGGGCCUGUGGAGUGUCUGUGGCCCACCUGGAUGGACGCACACACACUCGGGAGGAUCUUCGUCUCGAUGGCUUCCUUCCUCUGGGCUUUUCAUUCAUUUCCGUCUGGAACUCCAGGCUCGAUUGGAUCGGUACCAUGACCUGCCUGUGAGUGUUGUCACGGCGAUGGAGUGUGUGGAACUUGGAACUGCUCCUCCAAAUGGACCUUCCUUCUUCUGUGAUCAUGACUUUUCGAUUCCAGACACGGUACUGGUGUUAUAUUGUGGAAUUGUGUGAUAACGAGUGAUGAAACGCAUUUAUUUUGUGUGAGUGUAAUGCGUGAUCAAAAAUCUGUAUGAAAUAUUUUAUUCCAUUUAUAAACAAUUACAUGGAGA
Messenger RNA from Gadus morhua (Atlantic cod), 3497 nucleotides. It is a transcript of the gene bpnt2, whose product is annotated as 3'(2'), 5'-bisphosphate nucleotidase 2. The transcript has 9 exons. Gene Ontology annotation, biological process: phosphatidylinositol phosphate biosynthetic process. Gene Ontology annotation, molecular function: 3'-nucleotidase activity. NCBI's taxonomy places the organism in Eukaryota, Metazoa, Chordata, Actinopteri, Gadiformes, Gadidae. Gene Ontology annotation, cellular component: endomembrane system. The coding region runs from base 414 to 1472 and encodes 352 amino acids. The record is from RefSeq and is a predicted model, not a curated record.